AUGUGCCACUUUCAGGUCUCCUCACACUGCUGCUGGGUUCCAUUUUGUCAUAGGGUGCUGGCAGAUUACGGGCCUCCCAUUGCUGCUGCCAGGCCCCUAAUCUGCCAUGGGCCCCUGUACCGCCUCCUCAUGCUGCUGCCAGGUCCACAGUGUGUCAUGGGUCCCUGUACGGCCUCCCAUUGCUGCUGUCUCCAUCGCCACACUCUGCCAUGUGCCACUUUCAGGUCUCCUCACACUGCUGGUGGGUUCCAUUUUGUCAUAGGGUGCUGUAUGGCCUCCCAUUGCUGCUGCCUCCACCGCCACACUGUGGCUCCACACUCUGGUUUUGGCCCCGUGACUGCCCAAAUGAGUGAAGUGUGCGGUGAUUCUAAGAUCGACGGCACUCAUCUGCAUGUCAUACUGACUGACAGUAUUAUUUCUCUUCCCCAGCAGACUCCAAGGGCAUUUAAAUUAAAGGUACAGUGUUCUGCACUAAUAUUA
This is a messenger RNA of Staurois parvus, 480 nucleotides long. Lineage: Eukaryota; Metazoa; Chordata; Amphibia; Anura; Ranidae. The record is from the annotation of a GenBank genome assembly.